AGCCGAGCCGCAGCACGAACCCCCCUCCCCGAUCCUCCCCGAUCCUCCUCCUUCAGUCGUGGUGCAAGCGAAGUAGCAGCCAUGUUACCGCGGGCUUGUUCCGGUAUCAGGGCAGGAUCGUGCGCAUAGACUGCAGCAGCUCCUCGCCUCUCCGUGACUCUCUUGACAAGAAACCCUCCAGUUUACCGAUAAUGGAUUUUUACAACUUGAUGACCCUGUCUUCAAUCGGCUGCUCGCGGGGAUAACAGCAGUCGGUGUAGCGACAGGACGAGCUGGUAACGUUAACGUUACACCGCCUCACUGCAGUGCAGCAGCGGUGAACGACCUUAUUCCAAUCACGCAACCGAAGGAAGAGAGCCGGUGAUUUCCGUGGAUGUUGAGUUUUGUGGGUCGCUGUGUGGCCGCUGGAGGAUCAGCUAACUAGCUUUCCUUCGAGAGAAACACUGAAUUAGCUACACGGCCUGUUAGCUAGCGCCACAAAUUAACUCUCACCUGCCAUGUUACCGUUUUUACACGGUGCUGCCGUUUUUAUUUCGUGGAUACCCCUCCUCACCUGGAUAUCUCUUUGGGAACAUUUUGACUUGUUUUUGGGCGAGUUGGCGAGAAGCUCGAAACCUCGCCGGGAAUAAAACUUUGGCCUGAAAGUUUGUAGAGCCCCUCGGACCUGGCUUCAAAAGCUUCAAAAGGAAAAAAAACAUCUCUGUAACAACAGAGAGAAAACAAGAGAGAAAAAAAGGCGACGAGCCCGCGUUAAAGAAAACGACACACCGGAUAAAUAUUUGGUGUAGAUUUUGGCGACAGACGUUGGUUAGCAGUCUUUACUGGUUAGCAUGCUAGCCACCUAAUUGAACCGUGUCUUGUUCAAUGCAACCGUUGCCCAACUUUUCCUCAAGCUAGCUGGCUGUCUUCGACGCUGUUAAACGCAAAUUGUGAACUGAAUGUUUUCAAAAAAUAAAGAGGACAUUUGCUUUUUUUUUCCUGUUUUGUGCUUGUUGACAAACAUGGGACGUGCGGUUGCUGCGAGCUAGUUUCUAGCUAGCUAACUUGGCUAGCCGCUGAUGUGGGAUUCAACUUGUUGAUUCACGGGCUAUCUGUCGUUGCUGCUGCUAGCUGGCUGGCUAGCACUGUUGGCAAUUUCUCUCUACCACCAGCUACAAAAGUUUUAAAUGCACAGUAGACACUGAAGAGUGGCUUUUGUUUCACUGUUCCUUUCCCCCUUUUUUUGGCAACUCUCAAGUCUUUGAAAAAUGUCAACAAGGAUCCCGCUGGUGCAAGUCAUAGAAAAUUCAGCCGGGCAGGACUCCAAGUCAUCAUCUGGCCGCUCCAGCAUGCCGCGAUGUCGGAACUCCGUUGCCACAACCACAUCAGAUGACCAGCCGCACAUUGGUAACUAUCGGUUGCUGAAAACCAUUGGCAAGGGCAACUUCGCCAAGGUCAAACUGGCACGACACGUCCUCACCGGAAAAGAGGUGGCUGUAAAGAUCAUUGAUAAGACACAGCUCAACUCCUCCAGUUUGCAGAAGCUCUUCCGGGAGGUGAGGAUCAUGAAGAUGUUGAAUCACCCCAACAUAGUCAAGCUCUUUGAGGUGAUAGAGACAGAGAAGACUUUGUACCUGGUAAUGGAGUACGCUAGUGGAGGAGAGGUCUUUGAUUACUUGGUGGCCCAUGGCAGGAUGAAGGAGAAAGAAGCCCGUGCCAAAUUCAGACAGAUUGUGUCAGCGGUGCAGUAUUGCCAUCAGAAGUGUAUAGUACACAGAGACCUCAAGGCGGAGAACCUGCUGCUGGAUGCAGACAUGAACAUCAAGAUAGCGGACUUUGGCUUCAGUAAUGAGUUUACUCUGGGGAACAAGCUGGACACGUUCUGUGGCUCCCCACCCUACGCUGCCCCGGAGCUCUUCCAGGGCAAGAAGUACGAUGGGCCUGAGGUGGACGUCUGGAGCCUGGGGGUGAUCCUCUACACACUGGUCAGCGGCUCGCUGCCCUUUGAUGGACAGAAUCUCAAGGAACUGAGAGAGCGUGUGCUGCGUGGCAAAUACAGGAUUCCCUUCUACAUGUCCACCGACUGUGAGAACUUGCUCAAGAAGUUCCUCAUCCUGAACCCCUCCAAAAGAGGCAGCCUCGAGCAGAUAAUGAGGGACCGGUGGAUGAAUGUGGGCUACGAGGAGGAGGAACUCAAACCCUACAUCGAACCACAACCAGAUUAUAAGGAUCCCAGGAGGACAGACAUCAUGCUGCAGAUGGGAUUCUCUCAGGAGGAAAUCCAGGACUCACUGGUGAACCAGAAGUACAAUGAUGUGAUGGCUGCAUACCUGCUACUGGACUAUAGGAACUCUGAGCUGGAUGAAGGUUGCAUCAAGCCCCGGCCAGGAAGUGAUGUAAGCAACAUAAACGCCCCCUCCCAGUCUCACAAGGUACAGCGCAGUGUGUCGUCCAACCAGAAGCCUCAGAACCGCAGAGCUACUGACCAGGGCUCCUCCUACUCUAAGAGGGGGGGCCAAGGAGACAACCGGACUGCAGUGGAGGAUUCUGGGAGGAAGGGUUCAUCAGGCAGCUCCACUACCAAGGUGCCAGCCAGCCCUCUGGUCUCAUCCGACCGCAAGAAGAGCGCCACGCCCUCCACCAAUAGCAUCCUGUCCACCGGCACUGGUCGCAGUCGGAACUCUCCUCUGACUGAGAGAGCUACGCUGGGCCAGGGCAUCCAGAACGGCAAGGACAGCCUAAACACUCCGGGCUCCCGCGCCUCCACUGCCUCGGCCGCUGCCGUCCUCUCCUCCUCCUCCUCGCGUCCCCGCCACCACAAGUCCCUGUCUUCCUCCAAUCAUCCAUGCCCCUCUGACCUGCACGCACCAAGGCCCAGCGCACCACCUCAGCGGGCACCCGGUGCCUCCCCAUCUGCCCACAACAUCAGCAGCGCUGCCGUGACAGACCGUACCAACUUCUCCCGAGGGGUGGGCAUCCGCAGCACGUUCCACGCAGGCCAGCAGCGAGGUGCCCGGGACCAGCAGGGCUCCGCCUACCCUGGCGGGCCCGCGUCCCCGUCACUGUCACAUGGCAACAGCCAGGCCCGGAGGACACAUGGCGCCACAGGGAUUUUCAGCAAGUUCACAUCAAAGUUUGUACGCAGGAGUCCGUAUGAGGGAGAGGGUCGGGAUGAGGGGAGCAGGUCCAUGCUGAGCAGUACGGUGGACAAGUCGGAGAAGACAUCCGGCGGUGUUCUCUCCUCUUCUUCCAACAACGAUGAGAACAACUCCUCACCAGGAUCUGGUAACACUGGUGGCACCGGCACACCUCCGGCCAUCGCCAGCCAGAAGGACUCAGCCAAACCGCGCUCGCUGCGCUUCACCUGGUCCAUGAAGACCACGUCGUCCAUGGAGCCCAUGGAGAUGAUGCGCGAGAUCCGCAAGGUGCUCGACUCCAACAGCUGCGAGUACGAGCUGCGCGAGCGCUACAUGCUGCUGUGCGUGUCGGGCAACCCGGCGCGCGACGACUUCGUCCAGUGGGAGAUGGAGGUGUGCAAGCUGCCACGGCUCUCCCUCAACGGCGUGCGCUUCAAGCGGAUCUCGGGCACGUCCAUCGCCUUCAAGAACAUUGCCUCAAAGAUUGCCAAUGAGCUCAAAUUGUGAGUGCGAAGGAGCAGCGAGGAGAGAUGAGAUUAAAGGGUGGAGGUGGGAGGGUGAAGAGGGUUAGAGCAGGGGUGGCGAGGAUGAAGAUGAUGCUGUAAGCGGGGUGGGGGCACUGUGGAGGUCAGGAGGUAAGCUAAAGGGUGGGAUCACUUUUAAAAUAACGCGAUUGUUGUCGACAAAGGUCUGAAGUAGGGCUAUCGGUUCUCUGAGACUAGAAAAUGUUACUUUUCUAGAAGUUUUUGUUCCUUAAGUUCCCGAGGCCCUGCGUUUAGAAACUCUGAUUUCCUCUGAGUUGUGAAGUACUUACAGACCGAGGUCUUCUCUCUCCCUGCGGGGAUUUUUUUUUUUUUGUCACGUUCUACUUAGACGUUCCACUCUUCUGCAUGUCCGAUCUGCUCUCUGUUUUUUUUAGGAGUCUCACUUUGAUCACUUUGACCACUCCUGUCACUUCCUGCUGUUUGUUCAGUUUCUCUUGCACGGUUCUGCUGCCAGGUCUUUUGGGGGAGGAGGGAAACCGGGUGAAUAUCGGGGUUGGAUGGAGGACAAAGAGAGCGAAGAAAUGCUGAAAAAAAACAAAAAAAAAACAACUUUCUCUCUGAAUCGCUGAAUGAUUGACAGAAAAGUUCAGGUUGGAAUAUGGAGCCUUAUUUUGCUG
Messenger RNA from Thunnus maccoyii (southern bluefin tuna), 4278 nucleotides. It is a transcript of the gene mark2b, whose product is annotated as MAP/microtubule affinity-regulating kinase 2b. Bases 1248 to 3623 code for a protein of 791 amino acids. The transcript has 20 exons. Gene Ontology annotation, molecular function: protein serine/threonine kinase activity; ATP binding; tau-protein kinase activity. Gene Ontology annotation, cellular component: cytoplasm. The record is from RefSeq and is a predicted model, not a curated record. Gene Ontology annotation, biological process: microtubule cytoskeleton organization; intracellular signal transduction; protein phosphorylation. NCBI's taxonomy places the organism in Eukaryota, Metazoa, Chordata, Actinopteri, Scombriformes, Scombridae.